Amoebophrya sp. A120 is the source of this 4806-nucleotide messenger RNA. Lineage: Eukaryota; Dinophyceae; Syndiniales; Amoebophryaceae. The record is from the annotation of a GenBank genome assembly.
AUGCAGGGCAAUAUUGCCAAAAACGUUGCUCCGGAAGGCGAGCGAGCCUACAGCGCGCAAGGAGUGACUGCUGCUGCAGUAGACGAUUCUCGCCGAGAAACGAUUUCCAUGCAGCCAGAACAAGACGGGUCGGAAGGAGCAAGCAAGAAGAGGGAGCUUUCCGAUGUGGGCCCGGCCGCUUUGUCUAUGCCCUCGACUGUGAGAACGCCGAUUCUAGCCAGCGAAAUGGGACAAACGACCUCCAGCACCGUGACUGCUGGCCCAGCGCGGCUUUCGGAAAGAAAUCCGGAGACCACAACGGGUUCAAACGCCGCGCCGGCAAUAUCGCAAGAGGAUCCGGUCGGUCAGAUGAUCGGUCGUGGUAACUUGCGUUGGAUUGCCGAGCGCAUUACCUCCGGCAGCGCAACCACGGUCGAGAUGAUAUUCAAUGCAAUAAAUUACUCUGUCGUUACAACCGGUGUUGGGGAAUUCGAACUCACUGCAGAAAAAACUUCUUCUCAUCCCUAAAUACGUUGAGAGCCUCCCCCAAGCUGUUGUUAUGUUUGUAUUAGAUUGCGGCAGGUACAAAACCAAAAGGUAGAAAAAAAGUACGCAGUGCCGCCUGCAGAUCCCUCGAAUGCUUUUGGCUAUACAUGAUCACCGCACAGCUUUGAGAUUGAUCGGAGUAUCAUGAUGACUCCAGUAAAGCAGUAACGGUAUUCGUAUUUUGUCGUUUUCCUCAACACUGGCCGCUGUCAGGACGUAGAUAUUUGCAAUGGAUAUCCGGAGCGCAUUCGCAAUAUUGGAAUCCGCCUGAUCAGCUACACGUCCGACAAUCUGGAGCGGUAUGCCCAGCAACUACACUCAACGAAUAGGUGGUCCCCUCGAGAAGUGCUUCAUUUGCAAUAAUUGCAUCCGUACGAACAAAAGAUGCGCAUCACAACACUCACUUUGUGUGCCGCUGGUGCGGCACAAAGAAAGAAGAAGACCAAGACACUCUUUGAAGUAGAAAUGCAUCACAGACAGAUGAAUUCCCAGAUUCAGACGAGAAGGUGCAGGUGGUGGUGGACGGUUGGCAAUAUUAAGCGAGUAGAGUCAGCGACUCUAUUUUUCAUUUAUUAAUAUAUAUGAUUUGAUGAUGGCAGUUUGUUCAGUUGGACUUUAUUCAUGGCACCUGCAGAGGACGACGACCUCAUCACGUAGUUUUUGUUUUCUUGCAUAAGCGCGCCCGCGCACGGGAAAAGGCCCUACUGGGAAAGCGGGUACGUGCCUCCGUGCGGUCGGCAGGUGGGCCAUCGAUUAUGAGCACCAGUGCGAAGCGCGCAUCGAGUAGUUCGCACCGGAACAUUCUUGGAUCCGGCGCUGCGUCCGUUGCGUCCUCCGCCGCCUCACGUGCCGCCAAGCCGGGCGUUUCGGUCGCAACGGCUGCGCGCCUGGCGGCCGCGGCGCGCAGUUUCGAGAACCCCGAGCUGAAGUUUCGCCCGGACCUGCGGCUGACCAAACAGGCGACGGAAAAGCUGCGGCAGAAAGUGGAAAGCAGCGCGGAGUGGUUGGCCCGGCAGAAGGAGGAACACCAGGCGCGGUUGGAUCGCCGCAAGUCGGCCAAGCAGGAGCAGCAACAGGCCGAAGUCAAGGCGGCGAAGGAAACCGCAAAUGCAACCAAGGUCAGCCGCGGCAGCGUGCAGAUCAUCACAGAGACCAACCGCCAAGAUCAACUGCUGGAUAUGCAUGGGAAAAGCCUCGCACUAGUCGUAGAUGUUGUAGACCACAAAGACAUUGCAUUGCAAUAUGAAUAUAUCUUCAGAUGAUAGAACGAAAAUAACAGAAAAUCUGGAGUCGUGGUAAAUUAAGUAGAAUGAAACAGAUUCAGAUAUGCCGUCGUCGUGCUGUAUUGCAAUUAAAAAUGAUACAACGAGUGCGAUACUUUUGCAGAGGAUACUGGCCGACGCACAGCAAUGGGUGGAAAAACGCCGGGAGACGCUCAAGUACGCCUCCGAUUUAUCCGCUGCGAAAACGUCCCGAUCUCAAUCUGUGGUCAAAAUCAGAUAAGUCUACGUACUAUAGUAUAUGUAUCAGUUCUAUUUGUAGCUUGUAGCUGUACGCACAGAAAGGAGUAGGAGCUGCAUGGAUGUGAUGAAUCGUGCAUGGAACAUCAAAAAGCGUGGGGUCGUGGGGACGUUUUUUCACAGGAUACGACUUCCACCCAGACAAGGUGCAAGCGGAGCGCGAGGCCGAGCGGCGGAGCAAGUUGGAGAUCACCGACGAAAGCCAGGAGCGGUUCAACCAACUGUUCCAGCGGCAGAAGGACCUGCUGGCCGCCCGGCAGGCUCGAAUCGAUGAGUUGCGUAAGCAAAAAGAGGAUGCGCUCAUGGAGGCCUGCACGUUUCAACCGCCUGCGUCCGGCCUUCUCCCAGCCUAUUUGCUGAAAAUGCGACACGCCGACGAUCCCGAGACAGAAGCAGGUAGUACUGGUGUGCUAGAUAGUAGUUGGAAAGGAAGAUUGAAAUAUACAUUUUGUCGCCCAUAGAAGAUCCUGUCUCUGUGCUGAAAAAUAGUGUGGGCCGUUGCCGUGUUCUAUUAGUUUAUAUUUUGUCUGUGCGCGCGCUCCCAACCCCAGGGCCGAUCUCUGUUCCGAUCAUGUUGUUGAUCUUUUGGCCCUUAUGUCAUUGUAGUGUCUUUUUCCAGCAACCCUGCCAAGGUGUGCUCAAUCGGAUUUCCAUUGCGGCACAGAAGUUUUUUACUCUGCACAAGUACAUCUCUAAAAUCCAAUUUGGAAUUUGUAUGCAUUUUCCUAUUCCUGAUAGAUUCGUCUUGUUUUCAAAAAGAAGUAAAAGCUAUAGAAAGUGGCCGAGCUGCAAAAAGAAAAAUCGUUCACGAUCCCCCAAGAAUCAAAUUUUAUCAGGCGGAGCGCAUGACCAAGACGUUGAAACCGGUGGAGCCUCAAGUCUGCGCGGUGAUUCAGCGGACUCGCGACGGGAGGCUGCGCGCUACCUGGAGCACACGGAGCGGAGCAAAGCCCGCAUCGCACACAAAGUGGACAGUCGCGAUUACGAGGAUAUUGUCUACAAGGACGCGCACCGAAAGAGAAACAGCAAAAGUAGCAGAUCCAACCGAGGCGCGUCCGCAACCUCAUCGACAUCGAAGCGCCACUCGCGGUCUUCUCCAGACGAGACUGACCAGGACCAAGCUGGCACAAACCCUGCAGCUGCACCUUCGCAGCAGAUAGGGCAGCAGACCCUCCAGAUGACCUCCGAACGAGCGGUGGAGAAGAACGUUAAAAAUGAUCUUCAAGACAUGGAUCCGACGGGUAGUACGACGAGUACUGGACAAUUACAAACCGGCUCGGUUGCCCUGGAAGAUCCUUCCGGAGUCCUCGCUAACGGUGUUGCUUCAACAACUUCCAUUCGGCGUGAAAGCGAGACAGGGAACGGUAACAACGGCAGCAUUGUACUGAACAGCAGUAGUGCUGCUCAGAAAAUGCAAAACUCGUCCUUGCAGCAACUACCAGUUGAAAGUGUAGCGGCUGCCGGUGGUACUGCUGGAAGCACCACAGAAAGAAUUGCGGCCAUGAAUAGUGUCGAAACUACUACUUCUACGCCUCCGACGACCGGCUUGCGGAUAGGACUAGAAUCUGGCGUCGACCGACAACCAGCAGGAGGCCUGGAGGCAGUAGUAUCGUCAACGCCACAACAGCAACUCCCGCAAGAUCCGGAGUCGAGCGUUCUGGCCGCGGAUCCGGAGCACGAACGGCCCGAAGAUCUCGAGAUGAAUCCGGAGCAGGGCGACGCCCCCGCGGCGGUAGGCCCCGAGCAACACCGGCCGCAGGAAAUCCCCGAGAAUUUGUCUUCCUAAAACACAACGCACUGAAAGAAAAAAUUCCUUUUUCAUCUCGCUCGUGGUCCCGUUGUCUGAAGAGCGACAAGAAAACUAGCUGCAUGCGAAAACCACUACCAGACCGCAAGAGGGGUCUAGGUGUAGGUCUAGUAUGUAAAAAUAGGUUGAUACCUCAAGAAAAGUAAUAGCGACCGGCAUUGCCAUUGCAUUCACGCACCAUGAAGUAGAGAACUAUGUUCUCGUUGAGAUAAAACCCCUAAACCUAAUAAAUUUGAAGUACCACAUUCAUUAUACACCCUUUCGCUUUCAGUUUCCACAGCGCUCCCCUCUAAAAUAAAAAUUGCCAUUUAUCUUCCUCGCUGUACAUUAAGUAUCGCGCUUUACUCUCCACCGUGUACUUGCUCACCAAUUUUUCAAAAUCUGAAUCGUAAUCAUCAAUGUAGUUGUACUUGUAUUUGUACUAGAGCAAAGAAUAAAGAUGAAAUGUAAGAGAAUGUAUCAAAUUUGUAAUCGCCCCCACCAGUCGGGCAACCAGGAGGAAGGGAAGAAGUGGGGAACGUUUCAUCUUUGCGCUCGUGACAAAUGUAAUGCAAUCAUGUACUUUUAUUCUUUGUAUGAUUACACUUACGACCAGUUCUAUUUGUGCUAGAGCUACAGCUAUUGUACAUUCACCCAGCCUCUUCCAACAAAUUUAUUUUUGAGCUUUGAAAAUCAAAUUUUGAUUUUCAAAGCUCAAAAAUAAAUUUGUUGGAAACAGAAACAGAAACGUUUUGAAAACGUUUCUGUUUCACUUGCGUCAGAUACAAGAUGAAAAAAAGUAUGGGGCUGUAAUUGGAUCCCGAAAGCUGGUCUUCGGUGUCUUUUUGUUCUUGGAUGUGCAGGUGUCUUGUGCCCAUGGCUUGGUCGUGCUGGUGCAGCUCAGUCGUGCGUUACACCCAAUGGAAGAUGUCUUACUUUUUGCAUUAUGAUUAUAUAUAGGCACGUGUACUGAAG